Molecule: messenger RNA, 927 nt
Organism: Salvia hispanica
Lineage: Eukaryota; Viridiplantae; Streptophyta; Magnoliopsida; Lamiales; Lamiaceae
Source: RefSeq, a predicted model, not a curated record
UGUUGUUAAUUAGCCAACAAAAAUGAAAUUCAAAAUAUGUGUUUUAUUAGUAGCUAUUUUGUCGAUGUUGGUAUCAAGCAUUGAGGCAACUUUCUUUUUUCACAUGAAGCACUGCAUAGAAUGGCCUAUUUAUUGGUCUCCUUUUGAUCACCGCGGCCACCAUGGCCACCACGGCCACCACUACAAAAUAUAUUGUCCACCACCACCUUCCCCUGAAUACGAAUCACCACCACCACCACCACCGCAUCCACACAAACAUAAACAUAAACAUAAGCCACCACCACCACCACCACAUCCAUACAAACACAAAUCGCACAAACACAAAUCACCACCAACAAUAGAAGCUCCUUCUCCGGCACCAAUGAACAUUCCUCCGCCUACUCCGGCUCCCUUAGAAGCUCCUUCUCCAUCACCAAUAGCCAUUCAUCCUCCUCUGCCGCCUUCCCCAGCACCCAUAGAAGCUCCUUCUCCGGCACCAACGAACAUUCCUCCGCCUACAGAAGCGCCUACUCCGGUACCAAUAGAAGCGCCUUCUCCGGCACCCAUAGAAGCGCCUUCUCCGGCACCCACUGCCAUUCCUCCACCUACAGAAGCACCUUCUCCGUCACCUAUAGAAGCGCCUACUCCAGCACCAAUAGAAGCGCCUACUCCGGCACCCAUAGAAGCUCCUUCUCCAGCACCUAUACAAGCUUCUAUUCCAACUCCGGCACCAAUAGAAGCUCCUUCUCUGGCACCUAUGGCGAUUCAUCCUCCUCCGCCGCCGACAGAAGCACCUUCUCCGACUCCAGCUUAAAUUAAUUUGCAUCACUAAUUAUCCUUUUUCAGUUAUGCACACUCCUAUUAUGCUUGCAACAUUGUCAAUUUACUAGCCUUUUCUUUGUUUAACAAGCAUUACUCAAUAAAUAAAUUUAACUUGUUUCAAAAUUA